Messenger RNA from Owenia fusiformis, 1435 nucleotides. The record is from the annotation of a GenBank genome assembly. NCBI's taxonomy places the organism in Eukaryota, Metazoa, Annelida, Polychaeta, Sabellida, Oweniidae.
AUGAAUAUAAAAGCCAGACCAUAGAAUUGGAGUAUGGCUGUUUAAAUGAUAUCAACAUACUUCGGCUAGGUGAAAAUAAGACACUGAAGGGUGGUAACCCCUGGUAUCAAAUUCUCAGUCCAGAUUAUCCUAAUGCUACUAUGGCAACAAGCAACAUGACCUUCACCUGUGACAUCAAAGUCAGUGUUGGAAGUUUCCUAGAUGUAAAUCUUGUUAGGGCAUCAAACCCUGGUAGCAUUGUCCUUACUAUCGACACAGGAAAUAAAAGUACAAUGAAUUUGAAAGAAUGGCCUGAUUCUCUAGAUCUAGUGAGACAGUUCGAAACAUCGAAUCUACUGAGAGAAAAUGCAACAGAUGAAACGGUAUCUCUGAACUUCGAUAUUCCUGCUGGAAAACCAUACAUAUUCUGGGUCGCUGUGGCAGCUCCCAACAUUAGAAGAAUCAAAUGUAACCCUGUGACAGGAACACCCAUGUCAUUCUCCCCCUGCCCUAUUGGAAUGCAAGUGAACACUCCUACAAUUAAAACAAGCAAAGAAGAUAAACAAUUGACCUCUGACCCCAACAUGGUGCUUAUUUUUGCAAUAACUGUGACCAUAUAUGGAAGUAUUGCAGUGGCUGCAACAAUAGCUGCUUUGGUAUACAUCUUUAGGAAAAGUUUAAGGAAGGCCAGGACGAACAGCUUACCUCCUGGCGUAGAAGACCUCAGUGAUACAGAGCAACCCAAUGUGACCCAGAAUUGUGUUAGAAACAUGGACACAAGUGCUACUUCUCAAUGGGACAAUGUACAUGUUGAAGGCUAUUUGCAACCAGUUGAUAGUCGUAAUGGAAGAUCUGGUCGAUAUGAUGAAUUUGACAUAACACAACCUAGGAGUGAUGCCUUUCAAAACAAUGGUGUGUUACAAACAAGUUCACACAAUAAUGAAGCAUUUGAGCCAGAUUAUUUGAAUGAAGAUUUCAUCAAUGAUUUGAAGAAGAUGAAACCUGAGAAUCCUGGAUCAAACCAGGACAACAGUUUCCACCAACCAAAUUCAAAUGAGGACAAUGUAAGCCUCCAUUCAUAUGUGGACAUUGGUGACCCUGCUAAUUUGUACCACAUGCUUGGUGAAGAUGAUGAUGUUGAUGUUGAUGAUGAGCCUAAUGCUUACAAACCUAAGGGUAAAAGGAAUAGCAAGAUGCCAAGUAGUGAAAACAAUGUGGAUGCUAGUAUAUCGGAUGAACUAAAAUUAAAACUCCAAGCACGAAAGAUCAUCAGUGAAAAAGAGUAGAUAUUUAUGUGAUAUAGGAGGAACAAUGUUAAUUAAAUGUAAUUCUGAAUGAAGACAAAAAUAGGUCUCCUGUCAACUGUGAUAUUCCAGAGCAAAGUUCAAAUGAGAUGGUUUUCCUUUCGAGAGAAUUACAAAAUCAGUAUUGAUCUAUUUUAGAUCAGGAUGUCCAU